CUCCACACUGCAGUCAUUCAUUCAGAUAGUGAGCUGGCCGCUGGAUCAAGUGAACUUCAGGAGCAGUUAGAGUGAGAGGAGCUCAGGAUCUGAUCGAUCAGCUCUCUCUCAGUGCUGUGUGUGUGGAGGAGGAGACGUCUCCUGACUCAGACUCUCAGUUCUCUGGGCUUCACUGACACCUGCACCAUGAGGAAGGGCUCCUGCUGCAUGUUCACGUCGGGAGUCGUCGGUGCUCUUCUCCUGAUCGCCGGGAUCGGCCUCUUUGUGUCCGGAUUCUUCCAGACCUUGAUCCACAACAAGCUGAAGGGGGAGAUCACACUGACGGAGGGCAGUAAAGUUUUCGCCUCGUGGAAGAAUCCACCGCCUCCAGUCUACAUUCAGUUCUUCUUCUUUAACGUCACCAACCCUGAAGAGUUCCUGAAAGGAGAAGCCAAACCUCGUCUUACUGAAAUGGGGCCGUACACUUUCAGACAGUACAGGCCCAAACGCAACGUGACGUUUGUGGACAACGAGACGAAGGUCUCAGCUUAUACAGUCAAGAGUUUUGUCUUCUUGCCUGAGAAAUCAGUUGGAGAUCCGAAGGUGGAUGUGGUGACGACGGUGAACAUCCCAGCCGUGGCCGUGAUUAAUCGGAUCAAAGGCCUGGGUUUCUGGGUUUCCUCCGGUAUCUCUAUGUACAUGGGCUCCAUCGGCACGACUCUGUUCAUGACACACACCGUGGAGGAGAUGCUCUGGGGCUUCAAGGACCCGCUCCUCACCAGACUCAAAAGCAUAAAGCCCGACACAGAUGAGUACUUCGGUCUCAUGAUAAACAAAAACGGCAGUAAUGACGGUGAGUUCGUGUAUCACACCGGAGCGCAGAACUACAUGGACUUCGGACGCAUUUUCACCUGGAAUGGAGAAAAGAAGCUGUCGUUCUGGAGAACCAACCAGAGUAACAUGAUCAACGGCAGCGACGGGAGCGGCUUCCACGCGCUCCUGAGCAAAGAAGAGCGGCUCAACGUCUUCUCCCCUGACCUCUGCAGGUCCAUCCACAUGCGCUUUGAGAAGGAGGUGGAGGUGAAGGGCAUCCCAGCGUACCGCUUCACACCGCCCCGAGCCGUGUUUGCCAGCGCCAAGAACAACCCGGAGAACGAGGGAUUCUGCCUGACGCCGAACAACUGCCUAGACGACGGCGUGAUGGAUGUGUCUGUGUGUCGGAAAGGUGCUCCUGUCGUCGUAUCGUUCCCUCACUUUCAUCUGGGCGCUGAGAAGUACGCCAAAGCCAUCGAUGGCAUUUCUCCGGUGCACGAGCGUCACCAGACGUUUCUGGAUCUGAACCCUACUAUGGGAGUGCCUGUGCGUGCCAUGAAACGAGCGCAGAUCAACAUUCAUCUCGAGAGAGUGACCGGCUUUCCUUUGACCAGGAAUCUCAACAGCACCAUCUUCCCCAUUCUGUUUCUGAAUGAGUCGGUGGUGAUUGACGACGUCUCGGCGGCGAGGAUUCAGAAGCUGCUGCUCAUCGUGACUCUGGUCUCUUAUUUCCCGCUCCUCAUCGUGGCUCUGGGAGUCAUUCUGCUGCUCGUCUGUAUCAUUCUUGUCAUCCGCUUCAAUCAGAACAAGCCGUCUGCGAAGAAAGACACAUCAUAUGCUCCUGUAAGCGACAAAGCGGACGAUCAAGACGAGAAAAAUGGCACUUAUAUCGGCCUGACACCUGUGGACGAGUCUUAAGCAGCUGUGUGUGUGUGUGUCACAGAUGCUGUCACUCUCAGAAGAGCAGUGUGUGUGUGUGUGUGUGUGUGUGUGUCAGUCGUCUUGAUUCACACACAGAUUUCUCAGGACUGACGCUGUGAGCAAACGAGCAUCUGGAUGAAGGACUGAAGAACACACACACUUCAGGCUCAUUCAGCAUCUGUUUCCUUUCAUAUUUGAACACUUUGAGCCAAUUUAAAGCUGCUGUCAGUGAUUGUUUAGGAGUAUCACUCAUCAAAUGUUGUGAAAUCACGUCACACUCGAUUCUGACUCAAGUGACACCCGCAUCUCUUGCUGUCCGUUUAUUACUCGUUACUUAGUGAAAUUAAGAUUUAUGUAUUUGAAUUGCAUGUAAAAUAUGGCUUAUAUUGUUUUAACACAAACUAAUAUAAACUUAAUGUAAUGCAUAUUGGUCAGUCAAACACAAUGAGGUCAGAUUUCUGAAUGAAAUGAAAAAUAAUUAACUUUUUGAAUUUAUUAGAUUUUAUUUAAAUAAUCUUUUUUUUUUCUAAAUGCAUUUAUACAAAAGUUAAAACAUCAGAUAUGAUUGUGGAACAAGCAAUAUUCAGUUAGUUUGAAUGCAUGAGAUUUAAACAAGUUGAUUUAUUGAUGUUAAAUAUAUAAAGCUGGUUACUUGUAUUGUGUAUUUAGAACACAUUCUGUUUAUUUGUGCUAUUACAGAAAUCUGACUGGCUUCAUUUAUACAUGACGGACAUAUAUGCAUCACAUUAAGUUCUUUGGUUUGGUAAAACUGAGUGAUUCAAAUGUUAAAUGCAAUUCAUAUACAAACAAAUUUAAUUUAGUUUUUUUUUUUUUAAGAGUGAAGGGGAGUGGCCUGUUUUUUUUUUUUUUUUUUUUUUUUUUUGCCAAUCAGAAACCCUGUCAGUCAUUUUGCAUGUUCAGAUUUGCAGGCCUCGGUUUGGUGGGCGGGGUUUGAUACAGAGGGCGUGUCUGUCUUAGCAGGUGGAGUUUGAUAUAAAAGGUGUGUGUGUGUCUUUUAGUGGGAGGAGUUUAAUAGGGGCUUGUGUCAGUGGGCGGAGCUUGACACAGAGGGUGUGUCUCAGUGGGUGGAGUUUCUCAUACAGAGUGUGUGGCAGGGUUUGUCAUAUAGGGGACAUGUGUGUCAUUUACUGGGCGGGGUUUAGCUCAGAAGGCGUGUGUGUGUGAUAGUGGGCGGAGUCAAGGGCGUGUCCGAUUGAAGCUGAUAAGCUCCUGAAAUCACUUGCAGCACCUUUAACAAUCAGACACUAUGUUCAGAACUUAUAACCUCUUAAAAGGCCAAACAAAACAACUUUAUAUUCGUGUUACCAAGUGGUCCGUUCACACAUGACGUGUUCCUGCAUUAAACAGCUGGACUGAGGUCAGUGCAACAGAACAGAAGCAGUGAUACACAAACAUUAACGCAAGCGUCCGGUGUGAACAACCCACAUGUGACUGAACCUGCUGUGCCUUUAGUUACAAACCACUGCGUUGAUUUAAUUCAGUUAAGAGCUGACAUCUCAUCACUGUGCCUUGAUUUCAGAAGUGUACAAUACUAAAGUUACGACUGAAUAAUUCAGUAUUUGUUGAUCUGAUGUUGUGGAAUAUAUCACUACCAGUCAAAAGUUUUUGAACAGUAUGUUUUAAGUCUGCUCACUAAGCCUGGAUUUAUUCAAUCCAUUUUUACCAUUUUCUGUUCGAAUACAUUUAUUAUCUAAUUUAUUCCUGUGAUUCCAUCAAUACUCUAGUCACAUGAUCCUUCAGAAAACAAUCUAAUAUUCUGAUUUAUGCGUUUUAGCUUUUUAUUUCAGAUAAAUACUGAUCUUUAGAUUUUUCCAUUCAUCAAAGAAACAUGAAAAAAUAAUUCUCAACUCUUUUAAAUAUUGCUAAUAAUAAUAAUAAUAAGAAGAAGAAGAAGAAGAAUUUUUUUUCUUGGGCAGAAAUCUAUUUCUUAAAGAUCAGGUGACUGUGAGUUAUGAGGUGAGUUAUGAUGCUGAAAAUGUAACUUUCAUCACAGAAAUAAAUUACAUUUUAAAAUAUAUUCACAUAGAAAGCAGUUAUUUUAAAUUGUAUUAUAUUAUGUAUUUUAGAUCAAAUGAAUGCAGGCUUGUUGAGCAGAAGAGAAUUAAUAAAAAACAUAAAAAGAAACUGUUGAGUUGUAGUGUGAUCUCAGGUCUGCAGUCUGUCGAUGUGAUCUUUGAUCCUCAAACACUGAACACAGACGCUGUCUGAAUGAUUUUACAGGAGAGGUUUGUUAGUAUUAUUAGAUUGCAGGAUUGUAAUGCGAUUGCAGUUCUUGUAGUGUUACUGAACUAAUACAGAAGUAUUUUGAGCGGUUCAAUCUGUAUGUUCUCGUGGUUUAGCGCACAGAAUCACACGCAUGUUUUGCCAUGUUACUGUUUAACGUGUUAAUACUGGCUUUCCUUAAACUAGAUGCUUCGGUGCAAAAUCAUAACAUAAUAACCUCUUCUCAUUACUCAAGGUAUGUAUUAUCAUAUUGCACUAAAAUCCACGAUAUUGAAUCUAAUUCUGAAGCUGCACGUUUAACGCACUGUGUUUUUCGAGAUGGUCACUGGGUUCGAUCUCUGAGCCAUUUUAUUUGAGGUUUCUGAUUUAUUUUAUGUUGUUAUAUUGAUGUGCCAGACAUGAUUGAGAUCAAUCAAAAAAACGAAUAUUGCACUCAACUUUGAUUCGCUUGGAUGUGAAUGGAAAUAAAAAAAGAUGUUUGAGUUCAAAUGCUGGUGUUUAAGACUGAAUGUAACGUGGUUUAAAAGUGUUUGGUGUCAAUUCAGGUGUAGCUAAAUAAAGCUGAAUCUUGCCUUUAUCUGUGUAUGAACUGAACUCAGUGGCCUUGCAUCUUCCAACACAGACUGUGUCUUCUGCAUCUGUCCGGCUCGUAGAUUUCUAUAUUCAGACUGCACAAAUAAUUGUACAGUUUUGUAUAUAAAUGAAGACUUCUCCUGUGGAUUUAUAAGAAAUUUCAAUAAAAGUCUUUUUGAAAAGCA
Molecule: messenger RNA, 4715 nt
Organism: Carassius auratus (goldfish)
Lineage: Eukaryota; Metazoa; Chordata; Actinopteri; Cypriniformes; Cyprinidae
Product: lysosome membrane protein 2-like
Exons: 12
Coding region: 187-1710 (507 amino acids)
Biological process (GO): receptor-mediated endocytosis; protein targeting to lysosome
Cellular component (GO): lysosome; cytoplasm; membrane
Molecular function (GO): scavenger receptor activity
Source: RefSeq, a predicted model, not a curated record